Molecule: messenger RNA, 2873 nt
Organism: Saimiri boliviensis boliviensis (Bolivian squirrel monkey)
Lineage: Eukaryota; Metazoa; Chordata; Mammalia; Primates; Cebidae
Gene: CRACR2A
Product: calcium release activated channel regulator 2A
Molecular function (GO): calcium ion binding; GTPase activity; GTP binding
Source: RefSeq, a predicted model, not a curated record
GGCGGUGCGGGCGGCUGCCUGACAGCUGUGAGCCGAGCGGGUGGCGCGGGCAGGUCCACGGGAAGCCUACACGCCCAAGCAGGUCAUGCCCUGACCACAGCUGCCCUUCAGGAGCCUGGCACAGAGCCACCUGGGGUCAUCGGGCUGUUUGUCAAGGGUGGAGCAGCAGCAACUUGCCUUCUUCCAUGAGCCCAGACAAAGCCUCCACUGGGCGCUCAGCAGAAGAGAAACCCUGCGGAAGCCAGAGUCAAGAGUGCUGGGAUCCAGCAGAAGUGCCUGCAGAAUCCAGCCAAGGUGUGCUGCCUCCUCUCCUGCCAGGUGUGUGGCUGGACACGAGUCUUGCUGAUGGUGGCAUUCAAAUCACCAGUGGCCAAAGUACCUUUCAGGUGUGAAGAGUUGCAGGCCCUCCGAGGAGCUGGGAGCUGCAAGGUUCUGAAAAAGACUUCAAGAAACUGACUAAUCUGGAUGGCCACCCCUGAUGGAAGGGUAGUCUCCAGACCCCAGAGACCUGGUCAGGGGUCUGGCCAGAAGCCGAAGGGGAGUGGAGCCUGCCUGCAUCCCCUGGACAGCCUGGAGCAGAGGGAGACUCAGGAGCAGGCGCUGGGCCAGCUAGCCAUGCUGAGGAAGGCACAGGAAUUCUUUCAGACCUGUGAUGCUGAAGGCAAAGGCUUCAUCGCCAGGAGGGACAUGCAGAGGCUGCAUAAGGAGCUACCGCUCAGUCUGGAGGAACUGGAGGAUGUGUUUGAUGCCCUGGAUGCUGAUGGCAAUGGCUAUCUGACCCCAGAGGAGUUCACUACUGGAUUUAGUCACUUCUUCUUCAGCCAGAAUAACCCAAGUCAGGAAGAUGCAGGUGAGCAGGUGGCCCAACACCACGAAGAGCAGGUGUAUCAGUCCAGAGGGGAGGAGGGUCUGGGAGACAUGGAUGAAGACGAGGAAGCCCAGUUCCAGAUGCUGAUGGACAGACUUGGAGCCCAGAAGGUUUUGGAAGAUGAAAGUGAUGUCAAGCAGCUCUGGCUGCAGCUGAAGAAGGAUGAGCCUCAUUUACUAUCCAACUUUGAAGAUUUCCUGACCAGAAUCUUCUCUCAGCUCCAAGAAGCCCAUGAGGAGAAGAAUGAACUGGAGUGUGCCCUAAAAAGGAAAAUUGCGGCUUAUGAUGAAGAAAUCCAGCAUCUCUAUGAGGAGAUGGAACAACAAAUCAAAAACGAGAAGGAGCAGUUUCUUCUGAAGGACACAGAGAGGUUUCAAGCCCGCAGUCAAGAGCUGGAGCAGAAACUGUUAUGUAAGGAGCAGGAGCUGGAGCAGCUCACCCAGAAGCAGAAAAGGCUGGAAGGUCAGUGCACAGCCCUGCAUCAUGACAAGCAUGAGACCAAGGCUGAGAAUAACAAGCUGAAACUCACUAACCAGGAGCUGGCCCGGGAGCUGGAGCGGACCUCCCAGGAGCUCCAGGAAGCUCAGCAGCAGCUGGAAAGCCUCCAGCAAGAGGCCUGCAAACUCCACCAGGAGAAGGAGAUGGAAGUGUACCGCGUGACGGAGAGUCUACAGCGCGAGAAGGCCGGGCUCCUCAAGCAGCUGGAUUUCCUAAGGGAAAGGAACAAGCACCUUCGGGAUGAACGGGACAUACAUUUUCAGAAAGACAAGGCAGCCAAGGCAAACACAGCUGCUUCCAAGGCAAGCUGGAAAAGAAGAUCUGGCUCCGUGAUAGGCAAAUAUGUGGAUGGCAGAGGGAUUCUUAGGAGCCAGUCAGAGGAGGAGGAGGAGGAGGUGUUUGGCAUCCCAAGGAGAAGCUCCCUGGGCCUGAGUAGAUAUCCCCUAACAGAAGAGGAGCCAGGAACCGGGGAGACAGGGCCUGGGGGUCCAUACCCCCGGCCACUCCGCAGAAUCAUCUCCAUUGAAGAAGACCCCCUGCCCCAGCUCCUGGAUGGCGACCUUGAGCAACCCCUGAGCAGAUGCCCAGAAGAGGAAGAGGUCUCUGACCAGGGGGGACAGGGACAAAUCCAGGAGGCCCCGCCCUUGAAACUCACCCCCACAUCUCCCCGAGGGCAGCCUGUUGGAAAAGAAGCCCUGUGUAAGGAGGAAAGCGCUCCCUCUGCCCCUGACCGGCUCUUCAAGAUUGUGUUUGUGGGCAAUGCCGCGGUGGGGAAGACAUCCUUCCUGAAGAGCUUCUGUGAGGACCGGUUCUCCCCAGGCAUGGCGGCCACUGUGGGCAUUGAUUACCGUGUGAAGACGGUGAAUGUGGAUGACUCGCAGGUGGCCCUGCAGCUGUGGGACACGGCUGGGCAGGAGAGGUACCGGUGCAUCACCCAGCAGUUCUUCAGAAAGGCUGAUGCUGUCAUCAUCAUGUACGAUCUCACAGCCAAGCAGUCAUUCCUGUCGGUCCGGCGGUGGCUGAGCAGCGUGGAGGAAGCUGUAGGAGACCAGGUUCCUGUUCUUCUGCUGGGUAAUAAGCUUGACAAUGAGCAGGAGCGGGAAGUUCCCCGGGGCCUCGGAGAGCAGCUUGCCAAGGAGAACAAUCUGAUCUUCUAUGAAUGUAGCGCCUACUCUGGUCACAAUACCAAAGAGUCCCUGCUCCAUCUAGCCAGGUUCCUCAAGGAACAGGAAGACACCGUGAGAGAGGACACCAUUCAGGUCAGCCGCCCCACUAAGAAGAAAUCCUGCUGUGGCUGAUAGGGUCCUAUCAGGACUGCCCCCAGCAAGCCUGAGGUCACAGAACCUGCCCUGAUCCUGCACGUGGCUCCUGCACAGAUGCCGCCCACUGGGGUCCGCCCAGUCCUUUUCUUUGUCAGUCACUCGCCUCCCCCAAAAGGAAGGGAGGCACAUCCCAUCAGGAGAGCUGCUCUUGGAGCACCUCGGAGUCUUUUCUCUCCUUUCUGUUU